Molecule: messenger RNA, 6024 nt
Organism: Oncorhynchus nerka (sockeye salmon)
Lineage: Eukaryota; Metazoa; Chordata; Actinopteri; Salmoniformes; Salmonidae
Product: zinc finger protein 883-like
Exons: 2
Coding region: 571-1959 (462 amino acids)
Source: RefSeq, a predicted model, not a curated record
GACGUAUAAUCUAGUGGACGGAACGCUUCUUCAACAACUGCAGCCACCUCGGUAGCUCGCUAGACAACAAAGUCGGAACAUUCAAGCUCUUUAGACAAUUUCGUGGUUUAUUUGCCACUAUGAUUUAAACAUACUUAUGUGGAAACAACUAGAUACCCCAUUUAAUUUAAUAUUUACGUUGUAAGUCAAUUAGCUGUCUGGUCAAGUUAGCACUAGUCUAGUCGCUAAUGCUAACUAGCUGUUAUCCCCGACCAUGAGUUCACUAAGCUACUCUCCUCCUGAUAAAGAAGAGAACAUCUGCUGGACGGAGAAGGAAGCUCUCGUCAAAGAGGAGGCUGUUACAAUACAAGAACAAGUAGAGGGUGGGGCUGUGAAAGAGGUGGAGGAAGACGUUUCAGUGAAAGACGAGCUCGUCUUUAGACGCUUUAGUGUAUAUUAGCCACUGUGUUUUAAACCCACUUCUAUCGUCUAGUUAGUUACCCGAUUUAAUUUCAUAUUUACGGUGUAGUUAUUAGUCAGCUAGCGGGCUGGAUAAAUUAGCAUUAGCCUAGCUAGCUAACAUCUCCGACCAUGCGGUCACUAAGCUACUCCCCUGCUAAAGAAGAGCAGAAUGUCACAGUAAAACAAGAAGUAGAGGGUGAGGCUGUUGCCGUGGAAGAAGAAGAGAAAUACGUUUCAGUGAAAGAAGAGGAAGACGCGUUCAGAGUGAAAGAGGAGGAGGAUGUUACAGUAAAAGAAGAGGAGAAAGAGGAGGAUGCAGGUUUUGGAGAGAAGGAAGUUACUGUGACAUUGAAAGAAGAUGAAGACGUUUUUUUAAUGAAGGACGAAGAGGGGGAGAUUACUGUCACAUUAGAGGAGGACGAAGAAGAGAAGACUGGAGAACUGAUUAACACCAGUAAGUACAGAGAUAUACUUGACUAUCGUGGAUCCUCUGGGGAGCCUCAACAACCUUGUGAUGCUGAAGAGGCAGAGAAUAGUCUCUCCAGAUCAGAACACCUCAAGAAACACUUGCAGAGAUCCACAGGGAGGAGAACUCACUGCUGCUCUGACUGUGGGAAGAGAUUCACCUCAUCAGGCAUUAAAAGUCAUCAGAGAACACACACAGGAGAGAAACCUUAUAGCUGUGGUCAAUGUGAGAAGAGUUUUUCUGCCUCUAGCACUCUGACUGUACACCAGAGAACACACACAGGAGAGAAACCUUUUAGCUGUGGUCAAUGUAGGAAGAGUUUUACUACAUCCAGCACUCUGACUGAACACCAGAGAAUACACACAGGAGAGAAACCUUAUAGCUGUGGUCAAUGUGGGAAGUGUUUUACUUCAUCUGGCUCUCUGACUCAACACCAGAGAACACACACAGGAAAUAAACCUUAUAGCUGUGGUGAAUGUGGGAAGAGUUUUGGUGGAUCUGGAGAGCUGACAGUGCACCAGAGAACACACACAGGAGAGAAACCUUAUAGCUGUGGUCAAUGUGGGAAGAGUUUUACUACAUCUGGCCAUCUGACUGUACACCAUAGAACACACACAGGAGAGAAACCUUUUAGCUGUGGUCAAUGUAGGAAGAGUUUUUCUUCAUCUAGCUCUCUGACUGAACACCAGAGAAUACACACAGGAGAGAAACCUUAUAGCUGUGGUCAAUGUGGGAAGUGUUUUACUACAUGUGGCUCUCUGACUCAACACCAGAGAAUACACACAGGAGAGAAACCUUAUAGCUGUAAUCAAUGUGGGAAGGGUUUUAUUCGAUCUGUCCACCUGACUCAACACCAGAGAACACACACAGGAGAGAAACCGUAUAGCUGUAAUCAAUGUGGGAAGGAUUUUGGUCAAUCUGGAGAGCUGACAGUGCACCAGAGAAAACACACAGGAGAGAAACCUUAUAGCUGUGGUCAAUGUGGGAAGAGAUUUGCUUCAUCUGGCUCUCUGACUCUUCACCAGAGAACACACAGGAGAGAAAGCUCAUAGCUGUGACCAGAGAUAAUCUGAUAAAUGAUCUCUGAUCAAAUAUUAGAAAAUACAUACAUGAAGUAGUUGUUUCAUGAUUUCAACUAAUUAAUGUCACAAUGUAGAAUGUUUUAACAUUGUUUUAGGAUUAUUUUAAUAGUGUCACAAUGUAGAAGCCUAAACGUUUGCCCCCUUAUCAAUUGAUUUCAACAAAAUGUGGAUAUUAGCCUUAAAAUCCUAUAAAAAGCCUAUAAAAUCCAGGCUCUGAAAUGGAAGAGAUUGAUUGGUGUCACCUCGUUAGUCAGUAUGUGUUACACCCGUGCUGGCUUGUCCAUCUCAUUAGUGGGAAAGUGUUUCACCUGAGCUGGUCCAUGUUCUAUUUAAGUGUCUGGCCCAGUGCUCCAGUUGUCUUGAUAGAUGUGGAGAGUCAACACCUUUUUGGUUUGCGUCCUGUUUUGAAGUUUGUUGUGGGUUUUUCUUUUGUUUGCCUCUUCUUGGGCAGAUUUAGUGGGUCUCAUGGUGGGUGGCUUUUAGGUCCCAGUUGUUGUUACUAGUCAACUUUCAGUGGACACUGAGAGCAAAACUUCAACAAUAUGUUAUAAUACUUUUAUUGUAUCAAAUGGUUGUGUUAUACAAAAGAAUAGAGGGUUCUUAGAACUAUAGUGUCUGUGUGUUCUACUGAGGAUGGGCCUCUGGGAGAAAACACUGACAGGAGAUUUACAAUGUCUUUUGGGUGAUAAAACCUAAAGAGACAGUAUUCCAGAUUAUGAGUUAAUGUUUCUGUUCUAUAUGUUACCAGGGAGAGAUGACCCCAGGGCCAGACCCUGGUUUCUACACAGAGUACUGUUUUUACAGCAGAUACCGUCUGCUGAGAAUUAUAAGUAUCUUUCAUACAAAUCCUAACCUUGUGACCCGUUCUAUACAUCUGUUGUUCGUCAUGUAGGUUGAAAGGGGUGUAUUUUGGCUAUAAAAUACCUUUGUACUUUUGUCUUGGGGCUCUCAACAAGUAGUCUGGGGGUGAUUUGUUGACCAGCCAUCAUUAUCGUAGAGACUCAAUUGAUUCACUUCAUAUGUGUGCGUUAUAUUGACCUUCUCCCUUAUUAAGUGAAUAAAGAUUUAGUUUAAGAAUAACUCUGACUUGUGAUAAGUUUGUUUCCUCAUUUGAUAUUAAUCUUCACUUGGUGACCGCUCCUGACGACCUGGGUAAAUGGUACACCAGGAAUCCCUCUAACUUGGGAUCUCAGGGAGACCACACUUUGGGAAUGGAGCAGAUGGACCCACCUUUCAUCUGAGAGGCAGCGAGCUGAGUGGAUACCACAUCUCAAACCUAGUCUAAAUAAAAAGAGGUGAGCGAAACACCUACAAACUACAAGUGUAGUUUUUAGAAAAGCCUCGUAAACAGGGCCGAGGCAAUAGGCUCUGAGUGUGUUUCCUGUGUGAGGGGGUCACCUUGGAGGUGUAAACAGGGCUGAGGCAGUGGAAGAUGAUCUGAGAGUAAGUCGACUCGGACACCUAUCAUUGGUCGGUUGCAGGCGACCUAGAGCCGUCCUGACACUGAAUUGAUCACAGUGGGGAUUGGUGCGGCCUGUAGGUGGGAGGGGCCAGGGUGACUGGGUUCUGUGUGAAACACGGGACCUGGUGAAACUCUAUUGGAAAAAGGACCUCAUUCUGAAAAGUGUCUGUGACCCUCAGAAGUGGUGAAUUCCUAUUUUAAAUGUGCUGGCCAGCUAUGCCCUGGAUUCGGUCAUUUAGUGUUAAAUAUCUACAGUCUUUGAACUAGAUGACAACUCAUAUCAACUCAAAUUUGAUAAAUAUGAGGUUUAAAUAUUAUUAAACAGUCUACAAAGUCUGGGCAGUUGUCUCAGAAACUGGUGGGAGUGUGUCCACUCUAGGGUAAGUUGCCAUAACGAUGAAACUAUAAAACGCUUACUGGAUUUUCUCCAUCUGGGUACGACAUUUUAAAUAAAACUGCCCUUAAGGCCUGAAAAUUCCACUUUUGGUUCUUCCCAGUAUGAGAGAAGUUGCUAUAUUUAUUGAAUAAACAUUUUUACAUCAAGUUAGAGUGAAACAAGGUGACUGACUAGCUGUUGAUGUUGAAGAAGCGUCCCGUCCACUAUAUUAUACGUCACAGUUGCAGAAUUUACCUGAAAGACGCACAUCGCCAUCUGCUGACUGGAGUUGGUAUCGCAGUUGAGAAAAUACUUUCAGACAAAAAGCUAAAAAGCGACUGCCCCUAAAAACCAACGAAUCCCUUUGAAAAUGGGUGAUGUGUCAUCAGAAACAUUUAUCAUCGUGUAAAAAUGUACUACAAAGUGUAGCUAAAUAUAAUCUUUGGUCAUUUCCCCUCAGUCCAAGGACUUCGAAUUAUGGGGCGAUAUCAGGUCUGUCUGUCGUGGCCGCUAUUUCACCCCAAAAUAGUCAUCCCACAUUGGGCUGUGUAGAACUACGUAAAUGUCUCUCGGACAAGGUGACUUUCAUCAAUAUACACUCUAAAAGGUAAAGGUUCCUGGAAUAUCCUUUAGGGGUUCUUCAAUUUGAAACUGUGAGGAAACCCCUAAAAGUUAUUGGAAGAACCUUUUGUGGGAACCCCAAUAAGUUCUUUCAAGAACCCCUUAUCAUGGUUCCUCAAAGAACCUUUUGGAGUUCAUUGUUUCUAUCUGUCCACCCUCCCUCCAUUAUAAAAACAUAUUUUAAUAAUAAUCACAAUAUUAAUUUAAUUAAUGUCACAAUGUAGAAUGUUUUAACAUUGUAGAAGGAGAAUUUUAAUGAUGUCACAAUGUAGAACCCUCAAUGUUUGUCCCCUUUUCUAUUGAUUUCAACAUGACAUGGAUAUUAGCCAAAGGGGGAAAAUCCAGGCUCUGAAUUGGUCACAAAAAGUGAUUAACAAAAAAAAGAGUUGUUCCAUUUACCACGUUGGUGACCCACCUCAUUCAAUAUGCAACACUUCAAAAUGUAUCUGUCUGUUUUCUCCUAAUUGUCCUCUAACCAGUGGUGUGCACAUUAUUCCCAGAUUCCGUGUGGUUUUUGCUGCGUUAGUUUUAACAGGACUUGCAGCCUCAUCUCCCCCCUCUCGGCACAAUUGAUUUCAACGUGAUAUCGAUGAGUGAUGACAAAUAAGUGUUGCGUUCCUUUGUUUAGCGACCCCUACAUUUAAAUGCAACACUCCAAAAUGUAGCUCACUGUCUUCUGCAGGUUGUCCUCUAACCAGUGAGGUAAAAGAUAUCUCCCAUUUACAGGUGUUUUUUUGUAUGUGUCAGUUCCAACAUCAUGUACAACCUGAUUUCUAAUCGAUAUCAGUGAUUUAUUGCUACUGUCAAAACAACAGUGUUCUGGUGCUUGUGGAGCUUGUUUUAAGAAGUAAAAUGAUUAUUGUUGCACGUUUGUUUAAAUUUUAUGAUUCUCAAUUCAUCAAACUGUUAAUGCAUAUUGGUUAUUGAUUUGGACACCCCAAAAUGUCAUUAAAAAGAUGCCCGAAGUCCAAUAUAUGUUCGGUUGAAAGUGAAAGUUAAGAUGUCUUUUCAGGUCGUUUUUUUUUCAAUGACUUGAAAACAACUUAAUUUCAACGUACUUGCAGCCUGGACGCAGUAUGAUAAAUUGAGUCUAUAAUCAAUUAACAAUCUGACAUCACUCCAGUAUUUUUUGACAACAUUCAAGUGCUAAUUGUCUUUAUUCCACUACUGAAGAAGCAUGUCUCAAAUCACCUCAUAUUUCAAACAUUCAGCCUGACAAAAGAUACAUGUUUAUUAUUUCAUGCCUCACCAUUAAGUGAAGUAUUGCCAAUACAUAUUAACAAAGCGGUGUACAUUUGGUUUUGAUAAUUCAUAUUUACAAUUAUGUAACAUUUAGUAAUCAUAGUUAUUCAUGCAACCAACUGACAGUUGGAGGUGUGAUGUAGUUAAUGGAGAUGGAGGUGUGUUCUAGUGGGUCUGGGCAGGUGUGAUGUAGUUAAUGGAGAUGGAGGUGUGUUCUUGUGGGUCUGGGCAGGUGUGAUGUACUUCAUGUUUGUAUGAUGUUGUCGUUUGUAUGUUUUGUGUUGUUUAUAAAAAGAUAAAUAAAAUAUUUUGCCCAAUGCAAAGUAACACCUCA